This is a messenger RNA of Sciurus carolinensis (gray squirrel), 1647 nucleotides long. It is a transcript of the gene Fam131c, whose product is annotated as family with sequence similarity 131 member C. The record is from RefSeq and is a predicted model, not a curated record. The transcript has 7 exons. Lineage: Eukaryota; Metazoa; Chordata; Mammalia; Rodentia; Sciuridae. Bases 255 to 1094 code for a protein of 279 amino acids.
CCCGGCCCCCGCCCCGCGCCCCGCGGUGUCGCCGGGCCCUGGCGGCAGCGGGCGCGGCGCGGGAGCGGCGGCGCGAGGAGAGCGGGACGCAGCGGCGGCGGGGACGACCCGGCGGGAGCGGAGGCCGAGCCGCGCGGAGCCCGCGCCCCCGCCGCCCCGCCCCGGCCAGCGACGCGCACCCCCGGCCGCGGAGACAUGAGCGCCCCGCGGCCCGACGCACCCGAGGCGCAGCGGCGCGGCCCCGAGGCCCCGUGAUGGGCUCCUGCGUGUCGCGAGAUCUGUUCACAAGUGCCCACAAAGACUGCCCCAUGCCCCAGGGCACGGAGCCCGGGAACCCAGACCUGCCCUCCAGAUACCCACCCACCAUUGCUCCAGGACAUGUCACUGGCAAGGACAAACAGAUGGAUUUCUGUUGGGAUCCUUGGCAGAGGUGCUUCCAGACCACCAACGGCUACCUGUCCGACUCCAGAGCCUGCUCCAGCAACUACAGCGUGGCCGCCCUGGCCACCUCGUCCCUCGUGGGCGUGGUGCAGAGCAUCAAGGACCACAUCACCAAGCCCACGGCCAUGGCACGGGGCCGGGUGGCCCACCUCAUCGAGUGGAAGGGCUGGAGCGCCCAGCAGUCGGGCUGGGAGCUGUCCCCGGCCGAGGACGAGCACUACUGCUGCCUGCCGGACGAGCUGCGAGAGGCCCGCUUUGCUGCAGGCGUGGCUGAGCAGUUUGCCAUCACGGAGGCCACUCUGAGCGCCUGGUCCUCGCUGGACGACGAGGAGCUGCACCCUGACAGCAGCCCCCAGGACGCCGUCCCGCUCCAGGACCUGGAGAGCGUCUACCUUCAGGACAGCCUUCUGAGUGUCCCCUCGCAGGACGACAGUCUCCUGGCCUUCUCCUCCCCCGGCCUCUCCACGGACGGCUGGCCCUCUCCCCAGGAGCCCCCCAUCACAGCUGCCAGCCCACAGUCGCCCAGCUCUGAACAGCAGCAUCGGCGGCAGCUGCUGGGGUGCCCGGGGCCUGGUGGCGGGGUCCACCUGCAGGACUCCCUGCCCUCAGUGAACAGCGGCUUCCUCUCCGAGGACGAGGUGUUCUAUAACUGAGGCUGGCCACUCUGGUCCAGCGUCUGGCUGGCUUGGCUGGUGGGCGGCCCAGGAGGGCCGGGACCCUGGGGUCAGUGUUGGGCAUCUCUUGACCCCUCGGGGGAAUGGGGGCCGGCACUCCUGUGGACCACUCUGUGCCUCCGUGACCUGCCCAGCCGUGGAAGCCAUGCUCUCCCUCCUCCUGUACUUGGCUCAGGUGGGCACCUUCCCUCCAGGUUUCCGCCCUCGGUGAGUUCCAGGACUCUCAGCAGACGCCAGGGCAGCUGGCCCUGGGGAGGCUAACAACUGGGCCUCCAGGGAGACCACCAUGAGAAGGACUGGGAGGCCAUCUGGGGCCUGGGACCCCGCCUGGAGCCUGGCUCAGCUCCUCCCUACUCCCUCUGUGCAUCUGUCCCAUCAAAGAUGGGGUGGGCUCUACGGGUAGCUAAGCCCGCUCCUCGGCUGUCCCUGGAGUGUCUGUUCCUUACUCUCUCAGCCUGCUUCCUUGGUGUCCUGUCCCCCAACCACCCCAUCUCCCUCAAGGUUCUCUGGUGACAUUAAAGUGGUGGAUCCA